Rotaria sordida is the source of this 795-nucleotide messenger RNA. NCBI's taxonomy places the organism in Eukaryota, Metazoa, Rotifera, Eurotatoria, Philodinida, Philodinidae. The record is from the annotation of a GenBank genome assembly.
AUGUCGAUCUUAGCAGAUUCAACUAAUAAUACAAAUACAUCUAUAUCCUUUAUCACAUCCAAUAAAGGAAACUGGAUAUGUGUUGUUAAUGGAUGUACAAUCCGCAUUUAUACAGAUGAAAAUGGUGUCUAUAUAUCCGGUGGUAAAGGUAUUCAUGAUCAUGAAACAAAUCUGGAUUUAAUUGAUGCAAAAUGUCUUCGACAACAAAUGAAACAACGUGUUAUAAAUGAGUUAACGCCUAUUAGUGUGAUUUAUGAAGAAGAAAUGGCAACAACACCACUAAGUGGUUCAGCUACAGCUACAUUUCCUACAAAUCAAGAACUUUAUCAAACAUUUGCUAAACUUCGUCAAAAACAUCUACCUGCAUUACCCCAGUCAUCUUUAUUCACCAUUCCCGAUCCUUUUAAAUUAACAGCUGAUGAUAAACGUUUUCUGUUGCAAGUACAACAGUUUGGUCUUCAGAGUGACUAUUCACGAAAUGAACUUAUACGUGGUCUUUGUAGGAAAUUAAUGGCUCAAGCGUUGAUGCCAAAUGAUACAGUUUUAAUUAGUUAUAAUGAAAUUCGUGAUGAAAUACAGAAAUUAUCAGAUUCACGCAUGGAAAAAUUAUUGAAUUACUUUGAAACACAAUGGAUGAUCAGUAUUGAUACAUGGAAUGUGUCAAGAACGGACACAAGAACCAAUAGUACAUGUGAAGGUGGAAGUAAAACUGACUUUGUUUUAAUAAUAGCUAUCGUCUAUUGUUUUUUCAGGUUAUCACAACAGAAUGAAUCAUCGAAUUCUACGAAAUCAUAG